AUGACGAAUUUGCUGUUGCCGGUUGUCGUUGCUGCUCUUUUGUGUAUUGUUGUUUCCUGCGUCCUUUACUUUUACGGCAGAAAAAAGAGGACCGCCGUUUUGCUUCUUGGCAUAUGUGAGUCCGGAAAAACCGCAAUAUUUUCGAGCCUCACUAACGGAAAAUGCUUACCUUCAUAUACUUCACUGAAGGAAAAUAUUGGAACACUUGAAAGAGAUGCGGACACAGAACUGAAGGACGUUGCUGAGUUUCUGUAUAACAUUUUAACUGACCCCCACAUUUCGGGGUCUGGCACACAUAUAUUAAUCGCUUGCAAUAAACAAGAUUCGUCAUCUGCCAAAGGAUGUGCUGUUGUUCGGAGUCUUCUUGAGAAGGAGCUGUGA
Echinostoma caproni is the source of this 381-nucleotide messenger RNA. The record is from the annotation of a GenBank genome assembly. NCBI's taxonomy places the organism in Eukaryota, Metazoa, Platyhelminthes, Trematoda, Plagiorchiida, Echinostomatidae.